Messenger RNA from Ailuropoda melanoleuca (giant panda), 4650 nucleotides. RefSeq names its product interleukin 6 receptor (gene IL6R). The transcript is spliced from 11 exons. Gene Ontology annotation, molecular function: interleukin-6 binding; interleukin-11 receptor activity; interleukin-11 binding. The record is from RefSeq and is a predicted model, not a curated record. Gene Ontology annotation, biological process: interleukin-6-mediated signaling pathway; positive regulation of tyrosine phosphorylation of STAT protein; positive regulation of cell population proliferation. Gene Ontology annotation, cellular component: membrane; external side of plasma membrane; signaling receptor complex. NCBI's taxonomy places the organism in Eukaryota, Metazoa, Chordata, Mammalia, Carnivora, Ursidae. Bases 53 to 1456 code for a protein of 467 amino acids.
CCCGCCCCGCCCCGCCGCCCUGGGAGCUCGGGGCCUCCGCCGGGGAGGAAGCAUGCUGGCCCUGUGCUGCGCGCUGCUGACAGCCCUGCUGGCCGCGCCGGGGGCCGCCCUGGCCCCAGGGGGCUGCCCCGCGCCGGAGGUGGUGAGCGAUGCAGUGACCAGCCUGCCUGGGGCCAGCGUGACCCUGACCUGCCCGGGCGGGGAGCCAGGAGACCCCGUUCACUGGCUGCUGGGGAAUCAUGCGGCGGGCUCACGCCAGGGCAGCUGGGCCGCUGUGGGAAGGCAGCUGCUUCUGAGGUCGGUGCAGCUCAGCGACUCUGGAAACUAUUCAUGUUACCAGGACGGCCGCCUGCUUGGAACCGUGCGUUUGCUGGUGGAUGCCCCCCCUGAGGAGCCCCAGCUCUCCUGCUUCCGGAAGAGUCCCCUCAGCAAGGUGGCCUGUGAGUGGAGUCCUCGGCAUCCACCGUCCCCGACGACCAGGGCCACGUUACUGGUGAGGAAGUUUCGGAGCGUCCCGCUGGGAGACGCCCAGGAGCCGUGCCCGUAUGCCCAGGGGCCCCGGAAGUUCUCCUGCCAGCUGGCGGUCCCGGAGGGCGACAACUCCUUGUACGUCGUGUCCCUGUGCGUCAGCAACAGUGCCGGAAGCAGGUCCAGCAGUCCCCAGACGUUUGAGGGCUACGGAAUCCUGCAGCCCGACCCGCCUGCCAACAUCACUGUCACUGCUGUGGACGGAAACCCCCGCUGGCUCAGUGUGACCUGGCAGGACCCCCCCUCCUGGAACUCCUAUUUCUACAGGCUGCAGUUCGAGCUCCGAUACCGGGCCGAACGGUCAAAGACGUUCACAACGUGGAUGGUCCAGGAGCUCCGGCACCACUGCGUCAUCUACGACGCCUGGAGAGGCACGCGGCACGUGGUGCAGCUUCGGGCGCGGGAGGAGUUCGGCCACGGCUCCUGGAGCGCCUGGAGCCAGGAAGCCACGGGCACCCCUUGGACAGAAUCCAGGAGCCCUCCAGCUGAGAGCGAGGCGUCCCCCUCCACGCAGGCGCUGACUACUAACGAGGACGAUGAAAGUAGUCUCUCUAAGAGUUCUGCAAAUGUGACCAGCCUCCCAGGCCAUCUGUGGGCUGAUGACUCCCAAAUUCGAUCCCCUCGUCUGACAACCCAGACUCAACUCUCCAACGGCCUGGUGGACCUAUGCACUUGUGCAAGACUCUUCUCCAGUGCCGCUGCCCACCUUCCUGGUGGCCGGAGGAAGCCUGGCCUUUGGGACGCUCCUGUGUGUCGGCAUUGUCCUGAGGUUCAGGAGGACGUGGAAGCUGCAUGCACUGAAGGAAGGCAAGGCGAGCGUGCACCCGCCAUACUCGCUGGGACAGCUGGUCCCCGAGAGACCCAAGCCCACCCCGGGGCUGGUGCCCCUCAUCUCCCCGCCAGUGUCCCCCAGCAGCCUUGGGUCUGACAGCACCUCGAGGCACAGCCGGCCGGAUGCCAGGGGCCCACAGAGCCCUUACGACAUCAGCAACAGAGACUACUUCUUCCCCAGAUAGCAGGCUGGGCGGUGCUCGGCGGGCAGGUGCCAGGCGCGCCGGGCCGCAUGAAUGAGAAAGCACAGACUCGCUCAUCUCAGGUGCCGGGGCUCCUGGGAGGUGCGUCACUUCCCGACACAGAGCUGCUGCUCCGUCCAGAAGGAAGGGGUGGUUGGGUCUCGGAACCACCCUUUCCCAAGUGCCUCAAGGGGUCAGAGUCCACUCGGAACCCCCGGGGGAAGCAGGUCACCCUCGUGCUGGCCACGCACACACCCGACACAUGUGCGAGGCAGCCUGCAGCAGGUGGACAGAUUUCCAGCCGAGACGCCCCGGGCACCUCCUGGCCUGCUGUGCAGCUCUGCCUUCCAGCCUCCGUUCGUGGAGCCGAUGUGCCUUCACACUUCAGUCUUUCCAGGCCUGAGGAUGGGAGAAGCACCUGGCAGCCUCCCCCACACCUGCAGACGGCACGGCGGAGCCGCACAAUAGCUCGGGGCUUGGUGGCUUGAAAUGGAUUUGUAAUUGGUUCCUCGUUAGCAUUCUCUAAAUGUGAACGGAGAUCCUGGGCACUUGCUGAAUCCAGGAGCAGGUGCACUGGCUCCGCUUCCCUCUUUGGAUCCCAGGACUUCAGGAGGAGAGAAGCGGAGGAAGGAAGGUCGUGGGGACAGGCCUCUGUGCCCUCCCCAGGGGUGGCCCUCCCCAGGGGACCCGGCUUCCCCGUCCUCCCCUGCUCCCCCGAGAGGAGGACUGGCAGCAGGGGGCUUCUGUGGGGGGCGGGGGCUGUACCCCACCUUCCUCUGCUUUGUUUUCAGCUGAGCCUGAGAAACAAGGGAAGAUAACGUUUAUGUGAAAAGACAAAAAACCCGGCAAGAAUGUAUUUUAACUCGUUUUUAAAAAAACAAAACUGCUUUAUCUUAGACGGUGGUAGAGCCAGUGCUCGCUGAGUGUCAGUAUGUGAAUAACUUGGGGGGAAAGCACAAUAACCUUGUUUAGCACAAAACUGAGUCAAGUGAAAAAGGAGGAGAAAAGACAGUUUUCCUUUUAGAGCAGAGUCUGGUUUCAUUCUGCAUCUUGUUUUUGUCUGAAAAAGUGAGAACAUAGUCUGUGUCUCCUUUAACGUGGGGGAAAGCAGCUGCUCCCCUCCAGGCAGCCGCGGAGGAGGGGGUGUCCAGCCUCUGCCCUGAGCCCCUGGUUACGGGAGGGGGCUCCUUACAAAGUCCCCUGCUUGGGGUUUCUUUCUUAGUUGCUUGAUCUGACUCCGCUCAGCGAGGGUCAGAGCACCAACCGAAUGUGUAGCCGUGGCCGUGCCGCUCUGGCACGCUGCCGUCGAGUCCCAGCUCGGACCACUCAGGGAUGCGUGUGGUUACCCGACCUGGGCCCUCGCGUGGCACGGGUGCCCAGAAUGGAGCUGUGAUUCCCAGCAGCCUCGUAACCGCCGCUGAACUUUCACCAGACCACAGGCCUUUCUAGCAGCCUGCCUUUUUAGAAAAACAACCAGCAUCGCCAGACAGUGGCGGGAGGAAGACGAUGACCGAGUCCUGUCUACGGUUCGCCAGGUUCAGACCUCGGCCGUGGCAGCGAGUCGGUGAGUUUCAGACCCUGUUACUGCUUCAGGCAAACUGGCCUUCAGCUGACAAAAGUUAGGCAGGUGUUUUUUGUUGUUUUUCUCUAAAGUUUGAGAACAGCAGAAAUGCUGUAAAGAGGAAAUACGAAACCGAGAACGUGCCUGAGCAAGGUCUUUACCUCUUGGCGAGGUCUUGCCCCGGGUGCUGCCAGACCCAGGCGGAGCCGCGCUGGCGGAAGAUGGAACGGCAGAUAGCGCCUGUGCUGAGAGCCCACCGCCUUUGAUCUCCAAACUGUUACUGCUUUCGUUAUUAUUGUCAUGAAACUGCCUUUUUUUGUGUGUGUAUUGGAGAGGGUUUUUUCCCUUUAUUUCUUUAUAAGCUACUGAAAAUGAAGGAAGAGUGUUUUUCCCUGGGUUGUAGGCUGUGCUCCGUGUGCCCAGGGGCACCCCUAAGCUUCGUGUUCGGAUCCACGGGCAGUGAGCGUGCUUCUACCCACCGCCCCCACGUCCGGCAGGACAUCUGCUGCCUGUUCUCAACAGUGAUGUGACUCACCUUACCUGUCUGUUCUCAACAGUGAUGUGACUCACCUUACCUGUCGCACAGCCAGACGUGGGAAAAGUUGAAAAUACGCUGGUUCAGGUCUGAAUUAAUGUGGUCAGUAAUUCUUGUAGCAUUAAUGAAAAUUUUUCUGAAAUGUCAAGGGGGUAGCAUUGAACGGACCUACGAAGCCUUUGGUGACCAUGAGAGCUCUUUGCUCUGACGGGAUCUGGACCUUGAGGCCUGUUUGCCAGGCUCUGGGCUUAGAACCUCUACCACCUCCCUGCUCUCCCAGGGGCGGGACAUCAUGCUGAGAUGUUGGGAGCCCACCUGGCGGUGAGCAGAGCCUCGUGGGGCAGGCUGGGCGUGGUCAUGGUUUGUGGGUUUCCUGCAGAAUGUUCAGGAACGUCUUGCCUCAUCAAAGGUACUGAAGGUUGACCCACUUGGGGAGGAGUCUCUCGUCGAGUUCCAGGUGGAGGUGGUGAGAGACGGGCCUUCAUCUGGAGAAGCAGGGGCAACAGGUGGCCCUUCAGAGGGCACGCCAGCUUUCCUACGCGGCGGUCGGCAGCGGGGCUGCUGUUGGGAGGCAGGCCAACUGGUUCAAUGUCUGUGCCGGACGCCCCUGCAUGUCCCCUGCAGUCCUUCCAGCAUUGCGUCCUCCGUGUGGCCUGCCGGCAGAGCCAGGGGGUUUCCAUGACAACCUUACUGAUUAUUAAAGAACGCUGUUGGUUUUAUGAACAUGUGCUCAGUUGAAGGUCUUCUGUGGAAAGAGGGGAUCGGAACAGCACGUACCAAGGCUGUGAAUUGACAGAGAAACCGUAUUUGGAUGGGGAUCACACAUCUGUUAAAUACAAUACCUCAACUUUACUCUGUUUUUAUUUUUUAUCUAAUUACCUGAAAGCAAAGGCUGAUGUCUGUAUAUGGGGCAAAGGGUCAGUAUAAUGUUCUUCAAUAUUUUUCUUUUUAUCAGCUAUUUUCCAUUCAAAGUGAAAAUUGUAAAUGUUUGAAAUAAAUCAUUUCUAAAAAUA